Choloepus didactylus (southern two-toed sloth) is the source of this 807-nucleotide messenger RNA. It is a transcript of the gene RPL23A, whose product is annotated as ribosomal protein L23a. Lineage: Eukaryota; Metazoa; Chordata; Mammalia; Pilosa; Megalonychidae. Gene Ontology annotation, molecular function: structural constituent of ribosome; rRNA binding. The record is from RefSeq and is a predicted model, not a curated record. The transcript is spliced from 6 exons. Gene Ontology annotation, biological process: ribosomal large subunit assembly; translation. The coding region runs from base 16 to 792 and encodes 258 amino acids. Gene Ontology annotation, cellular component: cytosolic large ribosomal subunit; ribosome.
GCCAGGACGUGACUCAUGGAGUCUGCCCCCACUCGCCCUUCUGCCCUGGAGUGUUACAGUCUCCUACCACGGAAGUCCUUCCCUGAAGCUGGAAGUUGGCUAAGAUUGGAAGGGCCAGGCACCAGACCCAAGCGGUCGCCAGCGGGCGCCACGCUAUUGAUUAUCCAAUCCGCUUUAAGUACAAAGCAUCGCGAGUCUUCUGUGCGAUUUGGUUCUAUAAGCCCGUGGGAAGCAGCUUCGGAAACCCUUUUCACGAAGAUGGCGCCGAAAGCGAAGAAGGAAGCCCCUGCCCCUCCCAAAACCGAAGCCAAAGCAAAGGCUUUGAAAGCCAAGAAGGCAGUACUGAAAGGUGUCCACAGCCACAAGAAAAAGAAGAUCCGCACUUCACCUACAUUCCGGCGGCCCAAGACUCUGCGUCUCAGAAGACAGCCCAAAUAUCCUCGGAAGAGCGCCCCCAGGAGAAACAAGCUUGACCACUAUGCCAUCAUCAAGUUCCCCCUGACCACUGAGUCAGCCAUGAAGAAGAUUGAAGACAACAACACACUUGUGUUCAUUGUGGAUGUCAAGGCCAACAAGCACCAGAUCAAACAGGCUGUGAAGAAGCUCUAUGAUAUUGACGUGGCAAAGGUCAACACCCUGAUCAGGCCUGAUGGAGAGAAGAAGGCAUAUGUUCGACUGGCUCCUGACUAUGAUGCUUUGGAUGUUGCCAACAAAGUAAGCUUCCUUUUCUGUAACCUCCUUAACUCCCACCCCAGGGUGCAAAUGAUGUGUCUGUUAUUGACCAAAGCCUGACUUCAGAUGAUUAGA